Molecule: messenger RNA, 963 nt
Organism: Rubroshorea leprosula
Lineage: Eukaryota; Viridiplantae; Streptophyta; Magnoliopsida; Malvales; Dipterocarpaceae
Source: the annotation of a GenBank genome assembly
AAAUUUUGUCCUUCAAAAACUUUGUCUCUGAUGAAACAAUUUGGGUCCCAAAUGCAUAAUAGGCCUCCUGAUCUGCCAUUAGAAGUCCGUGAGUUUCCUGCAGCUUGCCGCCGGCCUCUUCUUCUCCCUGCAGCUCCGGUUCUUGCUGGAAAAUUCUGGUUCUUGAUCAUCCUGUCAGUUUAGUACGUGAAUUGAGUGCUCAGUUUUGCGGAGUGAGGUAAGUAAAAUUAUGGUAACGCCCUUCGACUUUUUAAGCAUGUUUUGAUUUGUUUUGAAAUGGUGGCGGGACUAAACCCGUUUUACACGAGCAUGACGGAUUUGAAGUGAAAUGUUUUAUGCUUUUCAUUAAAUUGAGCAUGCCUACUUGAAAUUUAAGUGAUUGUCCUGAUGAUCUGAAAGUGAUUGUGAAUCGUGAUUUUCCUGUUAAUUUCUGCCUGUUUUGUCUCCGAUGUGGUCAUGUUAUUCGUGACCCUGCUAGUGGGGGAGGUUAAACGCUAGCACAUGUCGACAUGUAUUUCUGUAGAACCGGUUCGUUUCUGUUAUCCUGCUAGUGGGAGUUAAACACUAGCAAUUCCUGUUGCCUGCCAGUGGGAGUGUUAAACACUGGCUGUGACCUAUGGAGGAGACGUCUAUUUCGUUCCUGUACUGUAUCCGUUUUUGAUGAUUUCACUUGUUGGCAUGCUAUAAGUUUAAUUAAGGGCAAUCCAUAUUUUACUUAUUGAGUUUAUCUUAUAGUUUUUCCUUGUCCACCAUUUCAGGAAGCAAAACCGAGGAUGGGGAAACCACGGGAAGUGACGAGUUAGAAGGCUAGCCAUUGUAAUUGAUAUAGAUUUUAGAAAUAAAACGUGAUCUUGUAAGUUAGAGUGUAUUUGGGGGAUUUUGAUGAUAUCAGAGUAAAUUUUAAAGUUGAUCUUCGGAUUUUGGUGAUAUUAGAUUGUAAAUUUGAUAAGUUCUGAAUCUUGU